AUGUCUGAACGUCCAAACGUCUCCGGCGACCUCAUCUGGGAGGUUGUCCGAAACAACAAUGCAUUCCUGGUCAAGAGGAAGUCCGGUGGUGGUGUCCAGUUCUCCCGCGAUCCCUUCAACCUCGUCAACAAGCACUCGAGAAAACACGCCGGCUUCGUGAACGACAAGGCCGUGUCCAUCCAAGCCAACGAGAAAGGAGGAGUGACGUUGUUGACCAAGAAGUCGGGAUCAUCACACAAGCCUGCGUCGCAUUACAACACCCACGCCUACGGCAAGACUACCUCGAACCGAAAGAUCUACAAGAGUGUGGCAGAUGCAGUUGGCAAGAGAUCGUACCGUGGGGACUUGAACAGAGACGCCGUUGCCCGUGCCAGUGCUCUCAAAGACUCCCAGCGACCGAAGAAGGAGACUCCGGAGAAGAAGCCUCGCGGGCUGGCGGGGCGAAAGACGGAGGCAUGA
Messenger RNA from Fonsecaea erecta, 459 nucleotides. RefSeq lists its product as hypothetical. NCBI's taxonomy places the organism in Eukaryota, Fungi, Ascomycota, Eurotiomycetes, Chaetothyriales, Herpotrichiellaceae. The record is from RefSeq and is a predicted model, not a curated record. Gene Ontology annotation, molecular function: structural constituent of ribosome. Bases 1 to 459 code for a protein of 152 amino acids. The transcript has 3 exons. Gene Ontology annotation, biological process: translation. Gene Ontology annotation, cellular component: cytosolic large ribosomal subunit; ribosome.